AUGAGCGAUAAUCUUCCAUGGCUGGAGAACCUUUUGGACGAUUGGGUGCCAGUCCCUGCACCUGGAACUCCUGAUACUCCUGGAACUCCCAACAGUCCAGUCCCAUCUCGAUCAUUCACCCAUUCCCGGCAGUCCAGCCUACAAAACUCUCCUAGUCGCAUUCCUGUCCCCGCGCGUCGCUCCGCCGGCCCUUCGCGCCCUUCGCUUGAUUCUUUCAGAAAGAAAGUUUCCAGACCGUGCCACUUCAUCAAACGAGAACCGCCCACACCUAAGACCCCUCGUACCCCCAAGACCCCCUCCAAACUGCGAUCGCCGCUCCCUCUCCCGGAGAAGUCCACCAAGAAGAGCCCGAACCCGAUUUCGGACCCGCCCUCGCUCCGUAAACAACAGUCCGCGAUGGACACGAGGUCGCCGUUACGGUCAGUUUCGAACGCCUCUGGCGAAUCUGAGCAGCAGAGCACAGUCCAAGUGAGACCAAAGAAGGGCAAAGGCAAGGACGGCACCCCUGAAUGGCGGAGAAGACUGGUACAGGGAGCCAUACCCGCGGGGGAGCAGCGCGACCUAUUUGCACCGAUUGGCUUGGAGAGUGUAUUCAAACCGCCGACCCCGGGCACCGAGAAGACGCAAGACGAGGCGAUAUCGCGCUUGAAACAGUCAGAUAGUUUGUGGCACUUUACGACGCCUCACAGCUACGACGAUACCAACUUCGGAGACCCCCACAGUCCCGAGUUGUCGCCCAAGCAGGCAGAGUCUGCUGGAAGCCCAAAAAGUUCGAGCAAUGGAACGGUGGCUAUGAGAACAGGAUCGAAACAAUCCCUUCCAGACCGUGGUGAUCAUCUCGAGGUCUCCGUCAAUAAUAACCAACAGAGAACUGCAAGCGGAUUGGAGGAUUUGCGCAAUGAGGAUUUCACGCCGAUCACGUUUACCCGCACAAAUACAGUUGACGGACAGGCGACGUCGGAAGUGAUCAAAUCGGCAUUGAAACAAGUGACAAACAAGCUCGAGAGGUUACAUCUAUCACCCGGGGAUCGUCCGGAAUCCCGGGCGAGCGAUAGUCUGCUGAUCCAUCAACAGCCGGAAACCGCGGUGGAUGCGCUGCCGGAGGACGACUUACUCGACGUCACAAGUAAUUCUUUACCAAAAGAUCUCUCUAUGGGGACGCUAGAUUACCGGGGACGAGGAGCCUUUGCGGACUUGCGGAGGGAGGAGUAUGCGAACGAUGGUUCUUUCCAAAGGAUUCGCCUGUCUCCGCCUCCCUUCCCCUCUGAGCGGCUUUCACCCUUCCUUCCUGCCAGCUCAAGAAUCCGGAGCUCACCUCCAUUCUACCAAAAGGCUAACCCUAUUACUGACCCACCGACGCUGCCGCGGCCCUCAUCUGCCCAUGUUGGAGUACCAAAGCUUGUCCAGUCGAGCGCUGAUAGACCAGAAGCCAUGCCCUCCUCCGGAAGCCCGCUCAAGCUUUUCGGAAACCAUGAUACCUUCACCAAUAAUCAUCUAUUACGCAGGAUGAGCCAGUUCGAAGAGACUUUUGGGGGUCUUUCCGAGGAUGAUGAACCUGUCUCACCAUCCGAGGAAGCUCGUCGGAAGGGUGAAAGCAGAAGCUUCCUGACCGUGAAUCAUGAGGCUGUGGGUGAACAGCCCUCGAGGAGACACGAACGGCCGAGGUCGCGCAAUACACCGACUCCCCGCAUCAACAGAUUUGGGGACGGCCAGCUGGACAAUUUCGACUUCUCCGACACGAGUCCGUACGAACCUAAAUUCCUGAAUAAUGAAGCGGUGGAAUCUACGCAACAACCGCAGCGGCGACAGUCUGUUGAGCGAAGAUACAUCAGGCGCCGCUCUUAUAGACAAAAUAGCCAUAGCUCCGACUUCAGCAAGUCAAACAGGGGCUCGAGGUCCACGGCUCUGUCAGACAUCACCUCAAGUGCCAAGGCCAUAAGGAACCAAGGGCUGGCAAGGGUAGAAGAGAUGUACCUGUCGGAAACCGACUCAUCGCUCAACACGCCUGCUAAAGACCCAACCCCCAAGAGGCGCAGAACUUUUCUCAGAUCGUACAACUCAAGACAAGAGCCCCCCGAAAACCCUGGCCAGAAUCCAGACAACAUGUCCUUGCUCCAACGGAGCUUGGUUGAACAGGGCCUGAGGUAUGAAGACGAUCAAUCUUCGCUCCGCUCACAAUCGUCGCCCCGACCGCGGACUCCAACUCCAAGUCAAUUGCGGUCUGCUUCACGGAAAAGGCCGUCAUCAGGCAGGGCCUAUUCGCGGGCUGGAUAUGCUGGUUCUACUGAUCAGGACUCCCCUGCGGACAGUGCCAUACCUAUGGUAAGAGUGAAUGGCAUUAAUGAAGGCGGCCGUAAGGGUUCAAUUACCACUCAAGACUUUCUCAACGAGGCCACGAAGAUAAUGGAUAUAAUCAGAUCCAAGGGCAGGUCUGCAGGCGGCUUGUCUAGCGUGGAGGAAUCUGAUGCCGAAGAUGUCGACGAAAGUGGGAGCUAUGAAGACGAAUCGACUCGGGAAGAAUUUUCGCGGCCUCCAAGUCGCGAUGGCGCCGACAUGCGGAGACUGAGGGAGCCCCAACAACAGAGCCCCCGGAUCUUAAGUCAUCUCAAGAGAUUUCAAGAAGAGGAUGACCAGGAGUUCGGAGUGAACGCGUCAGCAAUGUCUCUGAAUCUGCACCACGACCAAGAGCAUUCGGACGACGAUAAUAACGAAGAUGACGACCUUCCUGAGCUUCUCACUAUUAACACGCAAGUAUCGUCUAAGAGCCUCAGUGCGCGCUCAGUUCCCACAGGCUCUUCACAAAGCUCGCAUGCAAAGGGCGUUCUGUCUUCAGAUGUUAUCUCGCGACUUAUACCCGAACAGGUGAAUGGCUUGGUCUACGAUCGGGACAAGAACCAAUGGGUUCGGGAGAAGCCCAAACCAACUUCCGAGAAGCCAAAGGGCGAAGACAGUGAGGAUGAUCCGUUCAAAGACAUUCCUGACCUCAGUGUUGAUGAACUGCAAGAAAUGAUGCGAAUGCAGAGCUCCGCCUCGCCGGAAAGAACGAAAGACUCCACUCGGCUUGAGAAUGACCAAUGCUUGAGCCCACUCAGUUCAUCCCAAUUCUCAACGAAAUCAUCGUUGCGCCCACCACAAUUCAAGGCUUCUGGCGCAUCGGUUGACGGCAGUUCAGUACACUCAAAGGACCAAGCCAACUCCAAGCUUUCCGAUUCAGAAACUAAAGCUACAUCCUGGGGUACAGACGCCCGCAAAGCGAGCAAAUCUGUCAGCGAGAUAGAACAUGAGAUUCAGCUUCACGAAGGCCGAUUGUCGAAGCCUCCUCGACGCUUAAUGAAUGGUCGUAACCAAGCUCGUGUUGUGACGAUAAGCUUUUCGUCCCCCCUUGUCUCACAGGUUGCAUACAGUGAUGAUGAGAGUCCCGCAAAGCUUCUACAAGCCCGAGGCAAUCUGCAACCUCCUCUCAAGUCCAAAGUGCCCGGUAACAGCCCCUUGAGUUUCACACAGCCUCAGAAGAACCUGCUACUGCCUCAGCCUGAAUCACCUGACAACAAAGUAUCCUUACCCAAUCGGACGCCGACUCGUGACACAAGGACAACGAGGGAGAAAUCCGCCGAGGCUCUUAGUCUUGUUCGGAGAGGUAUAGGGUCAACCGACUGGACCCCGCAAAAGGACAACGCGGAUACAUCAUUGGCAUGUCUUGAACAUAACGGCCAAGAAACCACGUAUAGCUUUCACCUCAGCCCCUUACCUGACUUCACAGUUGAUCAGAUCGAUCCGUCCCUUCACCUGGAAGUAAGCUAUGUCGCACAGCGCACUCACCCAACUUCAUUGCGCCAGGUCCAUGGAACUUUCGCAUUGGCGACUGAAGAACUGAUCAAACACAUUACCGAAGCCGAACCGUGGGAACCACACUGGGAACAUGUUCGUCGCUUGGUCCUUCGACACAAAGGACUGCUUACGCUUCAUAAAUUGUGCGAUUUCUGCCCUCGUCUGGAAGAUUUGGAUGUGUGCGGAAAUGCUAUCGGCCAACUGAGCGGCGUGCCCUCCACUCUAAGGACACUUAAUAUCCAAGACAAUUGCCUUUCUAACCUGACAGCCUGGGGCCAUCUGAUGAAUCUGCAAUAUCUGGACGUGUCCGGCAAUGAAUUGGAGAGUCUCAAUGGGUUCAGCAGUCUAAUUCACCUUCGAGAGCUCAAGGCCAAUGACAACAACCUCAAAGAUAUCAGCGGUAUUUACGACUUGGAUGGAUUGUUGAGUUUGCAACUGAGAAACAAUGAGCUGGAGGAGCUUGACUUUGGUCGAGCCGAGCUAACCCGUCUCGAGACAUUGGACCUCAGUCACAACCAGCUCACUUCUAUACGGAACAUCAGCGCCCUUCCAUCUCUUACAGCCGUUGACCUCCGCUCCAAUAAACUGUAUGAGCUUUCAGCGUCCGCGACUCUUUUCAAUCUACAGUCAUUGAAGGUUUCAAACAAUGUACUACGUAGCAUCGAUAUCUCGAUGUUUCCUUCGUUGACACUCCUUUACGCCGAUCAAAACUUCUUGAGUACGAUUUCCGGACUCGGAACAUGCCGCUCAUUGGAAGUUUUAUCUGCUCGAGAUCAGAUGAGUGGGAGCAAUGGCGGCUUGUUUGAAGUUGACCUGGGCCUGACGCAAGACAUUCGCAAAGUGUUCCUUUCUUCUAACAGGCUUGCUCCGCGCUGCCUUGCACCAUCAAAUGCUCUCCUGAGCUUGCAGCUCCUGGACAUUGCAUCAUGCAGCCUACAAGUCCUCCCAGAAGAUUUUGCGUCAAGCUUUCCCAACGUAGCGGUCUUGAAUUUGAAUUUCAACUCGCUUCAGGGGGUCAAUGAAUUGGUGGGCAUGAAGUGUCUUUCCCGAUUAGCGAUUGCUGGCAACAAUAUCACUAGACUCAGACGUCUUUGCCAAGUCCUGGGUCGUAUCGGAAGAACUAACAGAGGGAAACUCUGUUCCCUCCAAAAGAUCGACACCCGAGGCAACCCACUUACACUCCGGUUCUAUCCGACCGCAGUCAUCGAUAGUGGGAAGGCCACCACAAAGAAACUAAAAGCCAAGGAGGACCGUCCCCAACGCACACAAGCUGGCUUGGACAUCCCUUCGGCUCUGGCCGAAUUUCGAGACGACUUCGACACGGAUCACUUGACUGUCGCGAGAGAGGAUGAUAAAUCAGACGACUCCAAAGAAGUCGAAGUACAUGACCCUUAUACCCUUCCACUUGCGGAUCCUCUGGCCGAUCAGAAACACCUAUCCCAUUUGGACGAGUCCACACGACUGCGACGCAGUGUUUUCGAGCUUAUGCUUUACGCAGGGAGUGGAGGAUCCAUCAAAAUUCUCGACGGUUUGGAGCUACGGCCGUCUCUUGAAGAGGGCUCCGACAUGAACCGGGCCUGGGCGAGACUUGAGAAGCUUGGUGUCCUCAAGAGAAAAGCUAUUACCGCAUGAGAUGGGCGGUAAAAAGAAUUGUAUCACAUCUCACACUUUUUUUGGAUGCAAAAGGCGGAGUUUAGUAGCAUCGAAGCCGGUUCGCUUCUUCUUUCUAUUUGAUUUUAUCGGUGUAUUUUCUUACCCAGUGUGGGCCUCACAUGUUCUUCGGACGGCGUCACGCUUCUCUUUUGCCCAGCAGGCUUGCAUACCAGGAGUUGUGACUUGUGCAUUUGACUUUCGAGCGGACUACCCCAGGGCUUUCGUUGUGCAUUGCGUUGUUACUUUUUCUAAUACAAU
Aspergillus homomorphus CBS 101889 is the source of this 5739-nucleotide messenger RNA. RefSeq lists its product as uncharacterized. NCBI's taxonomy places the organism in Eukaryota, Fungi, Ascomycota, Eurotiomycetes, Eurotiales, Aspergillaceae. The record is from RefSeq and is a predicted model, not a curated record. The coding region runs from base 1 to 5460 and encodes 1819 amino acids. The transcript is spliced from 4 exons. Gene Ontology annotation, molecular function: protein binding.